Molecule: messenger RNA, 3150 nt
Organism: Mobula hypostoma (lesser devil ray)
Lineage: Eukaryota; Metazoa; Chordata; Chondrichthyes; Myliobatiformes; Myliobatidae
Product: polycomb complex protein BMI-1-like
Exons: 10
Coding region: 116-1084 (322 amino acids)
Biological process (GO): negative regulation of transcription by RNA polymerase II
Cellular component (GO): PRC1 complex
Molecular function (GO): promoter-specific chromatin binding
Source: RefSeq, a predicted model, not a curated record
AGCCAUUUUGUUCGAGGAGCCUGUAGUAACAGCUUCAGCUAAACACUCUUUCUUCGCCCUGCUCCCGGCACCAGAGACGGCGGCCGCCCGAUCAGCAGAGUCCACUGCAUCUAAAAUGCACCGAACUACUCGGAUCAAAAUCACAGAGCUGAAUCCUCAUCUGAUGUGUGCCCUGUGCGGGGGUUAUUUUAUAGACGCCACAACAAUCAUAGAAUGUCUACACUCAUUUUGUAAAACUUGUAUUGUUCGCUACUUGGAGACCAACAAGUAUUGUCCUAUCUGUGAUGUGCAGGUGCACAAAACUCGACCCCUCCUUAGCAUUCGGGCUGACAAAACAUUACAAGAUAUUGUCUAUAAAUUAGUUCCGGGACUUUUCAAAGAUGAGAUGAAGAGGCGGAGGGACUUCUAUGCAGCCCAUCCCUCAGCAGAUGUCACAAAUGGUUCAAAUGAAGACCGUGGGGAAGUUACAGAAGAAGAGAAAAGAAUUAUCACAGAUGAUGAAAUCAUUAGUUUGUCCUUAGAAUUUUAUGAAGGCAACAAAUCAGAAAAGAAAGAGGCCCCACAGACUGAAGAAACAGACAAGGCUAACAGUGUCCGGUAUCUGCGGUGUCCUGCCGCAAUGACAGUAAUGCAUUUGGGAAAAUUUCUCCGGAAUAAAAUGGACAUUCCCAGCAAUUUUCGAAUUGAUGUUAUGUAUGAAGAUGAACCCCUCAAAGAUUACUACACACUCAUGGAUAUAGCUUAUAUUUAUACAUGGAGACGGAAUGGUCCUCUGCCCCUGAAGUACAAGGUGCAACCUGCAUGCAAAAGGUUAAAACUCAGUCAUCCCAGUGAGGAUUUUGCCAACACGAGUAUGAACUCAGAGAGUGACUCUGUGAGUGACAAAGGCAGCCCAACCGCCGUCCCUUCCACAUCCUCUUCAUUGCCAAGCCCCAGCACGCCUGCACUCUCUCCCAAUCCGCAGUACCCUGCCACAGUGGCCUCGGUCAUGAAUGGAAACACAAACUGUCACCAGAUGCUCCCAUCUGUACUCAGAGGCCGCAAAGUGACUGUAAACGGCUCAACAGCCCCCACCUCCUGCUGAAAUCUGGAACGACCAAAUUAAUGUUAAGCAACGAGGAAAAGGAAGCUGCCAGGAUUGAGCUGGCCGCUGUGCCCUUUAUUAAAUGUAAUAUAUAUAUAUAUAUUCUGUUUAGCAAUAUGGUUAUUGUCAGAAACAUUUAUAGCUCCCACACAGCUUCUUAAAUGUUAUUGGCCAAAAUGCACCUCCAGGUUAUGGUCCCAGAUGCUCUGGACGCCAUUGCCUCGACAUGCAGAUAUGAGUACAGUCGACUCCUCUUAAAUGAAACAGAAUUGGCCACAGCCUUUUGCUGAAACAUCAAGUGAUGUGGUGCUCUCCUUUUAAAAAGAAAAUUGCCUUAAAAUCAAUUUCAUUAGUUCAAAGUUGUUAAGAAAGGGAGUGGCUCCCUUUUCAAACUGUGUUGUAACAAGUGAUGCUGUUUCAAUCAAAAUCAUGUGCUUUAAUGGUAUUUGUAUGCGAUUAAAAUUGACCAGAAAUAUGAGGGUUGAGUGUUGGGCGAUACAGCCAGGCAACACUCCUUUAAAUGAUGUAAGGAUGCUUUUUAUUCUCUCACAAGUGACAUUGUACAUAAGGUCGAUAAAAUAUCAGAAAUUGCGUGCCCUGAAAUAUUUAUAGGCAUGUUAUGUCAUUUGGAGAUUUUUCAACUUUAAUGGAAUGCAAAGUGACAACAGAGAUGUUUGUCUCCUCGUUCUAUCUUUACGUUUCUGGAGAAAAUGCAAUCAGUGUUCUUUUUCAUUUGUCUUCAACAUUUAUGGGUUAAUGUUGUCUGUGUGUUGGUAUGUGUUCAUAUGGGGAAAAAGCCUCAGCUGAACUAUAAUUGUGCCAUAGAGUUAGGGAUGGCAUGGAAGCGUAGUGGUUAGCACAAUGCUUUACAGUACAGGCGAACUGCAUUCAAUUCCCAGUGCUGCCUGGUAGGAGUUUGUACAUUCUCCCCGUGAUCACUUGGGUUUCCUCCGGUUGGUUCAGAUUCUUCCCACGGUCCAAAGACAUGCCGGUUGGUAGGUUGAUGGGUCACUGUAAAUUGUCCCGUGAUUAGGCUAGCAUUAAAAAAAUUGGGGGAUUGCUGGGCAGGGUGGCUCAAAGGGCUGGAGGGCCGACUCUGUGCUGUAUCUCAAUUAAAAAAGAAGAGGAGAUUCAGUUACAGGUAAGCUUCACAUGCUUAUUGUGUAUGAAAUAUGUGCAGAAUUAUACAUCUGGUAGCAGCUGAUGAGAUUAGAAUCAUACCUACAGAUACUGUGGUUAUAGAUAGGACUUUUGUUUGAUAAUUCAAUAAGAAUGGUCUCUUACCGCCUUGCAUUCCAAUGCUUUUGUUUUAAACUGAAAACAACAAUCAAAUCUUCAUUGUAAAAUUAAUUGGGCUGAUUCUAAGCAGGCUGGUUUGUCCAUUUAACACAAGUGAUGACUUAAAACAACCUAAUUAACUGGAGCCACAGACACAAAAUGCUGGAGGAACUCAGCAGGUCAGGCAUCAUCUAUGGAGCAGAAUGAAUUGUCAAUGUUUUGGGCUGAGCCCCGUCAGCAGGACCCUCCUCCAUAGAUACUGCCUGACCUCCACCAUUUUGCGUGUGCUCUUUUGGAUCUCCAGCAUCUUCAGAAUCUUCAGCCCUACACUUUUGUUUGUGUUCUCACUUAACAGGAGUCGACUGUACAACUUAGCAUUUCAAUGCUAACAUUUUUCGCGCGCGCGCGCGUGUAUGUGUGUGUGUGUGAGUGUGUGUGUUCGCGUGCGUGUGCAUCAGCGAGUGUGUAUGAAAUGAAAAUUCUUUCCCUCUAGCGAUUUGCUACCGACAGAACAGCACAAACGAACUGAGUUCAGAAUGGAAUAUUGUUUCAAAAUUUAUUUUAUGUUUUGAUAAACUUAUUAAAUCAUUUUAGAAUUGUAUUUACUUUAAUUAUAAACAUCUUCCCAUGUUUCAGAAUAACUUUUUGAUUGUAGAAUGGGAAAUGUGACAGCCAUCCCGUUAAAAUAAUGACAAUAUCCAUAUAUUUUCUAAAGCAAAAAGAAAACCUUAUUGAAUAAAGUUUUGAAAGGAAUGGAGAUGGGUAACUUAAAAUCGCCUCAUUUAGAG